GCUAGCUUCCCUCACGAGGGAACCGCCGUACGAUAUAUCAGUUCUCGUUUCCGAUUUGCUUUGAUCUGGCCGUCUUUCGCCUUCACAUUCUUUUGCUUUAGCGGGACGCUGCCGUCCUUGCCAGACCGACGUCAUGGGGAACUGCUCUUCAUGUCUCGGCAGCCGCCGCCACGACGACUACGAGGAGGACGAUGAAGCCCAGCGACUAUUCGAGGAUUCCAGCAAUAUACACUAUGGAAGCUUCGACCAACAGCAUAUGAUGGGCCAGGAAGACCCCCAAGAGGCCCAACGAGAGAUUGAGGCUCUGCAACGGGUGGUGGCACGCACCUCGAACAACAUGGUUGACAUCUACGAAAUCGUUCCGCAAGACAAGGCCGCCCAGCCGGUUUCCGUUCCGUACGUGUAUGCCGGUCAUGACGCGAACACGGUUCAAUACCAAACCCUCCUCUCCAAGCUGGCCUCACAAGAUGAUCUUGCUGCUGUGGCACGAGUUGAUUGGGGCACUCCGGACGACGACACCAUCGAAAUGCAGCAGGGCGUCAUACCCAUUAAGGUCGACGGCGGCGAGGCUCUCGUCGGGAACUUUGCCGAUGCUGCAGCCGCCAUGCGCUGAGCUCAUAUCUAACGACAAUACA
Chaetomium strumarium is the source of this 635-nucleotide messenger RNA. Its product is annotated as late endosomal/lysosomal adaptor and MAPK and MTOR activator-domain-containing protein. Bases 134 to 613 code for a protein of 159 amino acids. The record is from RefSeq and is a predicted model, not a curated record. Lineage: Eukaryota; Fungi; Ascomycota; Sordariomycetes; Sordariales; Chaetomiaceae. The transcript has 3 exons. Gene Ontology annotation, cellular component: Ragulator complex; membrane raft; late endosome membrane. Gene Ontology annotation, biological process: lysosome organization; positive regulation of TOR signaling; cellular response to amino acid stimulus.